AGAACACUACUUGUUGGUGGCAUGUUUGGAACGUGUGGCGUCAUAAUGAUUUAUGCUUGGAACUGGAAAUCAGUCAUUCGUGUUUUGCAAGAAAUUCACCAAAUAGAUCUGAAGUUUCAGUUGAUGAAACAUCCAGUUGAUUUCACUACCCAUAGACAACACAUCCUGCUAGGCAGCGGUCUGAGCUUGUUUCUACAUCAAUCCAUCCUGCUCUUCUACAACAUUAACACUACGAAGCACAUUGAAGAUCAAACUGUUUCGUGGCAAAUGAUACUUGGACAGAUCUACUUCAAUAUAGUGUACUUCUCAAUUGUAUGCCUUUUCUUUUGCAUGUCGUACAUAAUGUCUUUUCGGUUUGUGCAUUUGAACCAAACACUGAAGCUUCGAUUUGACACAUCAAAUGGCGACCGGCAGGGGUUUUUGCUGGGUGAAAACAGUCAUCGCGGUGGAAGUUUACAGGAGCGCAUAAGAGCGGUGCAGAAAAUUGCCAACAUAUACCAUCAGCUUACCGAAAUCACGUUUCAGUUGAACGGACAGUUUGCAGAUGUGCUGGCGCUUAAUAUAGUAGUGAUGCUAAUGUUUAGCGUAUUUAAUAUCUUUGCUCUGCUUAAGGUUUACGCCAGCGACGAUUCUCGUACACUAAUGUUCUCCGUGUUUAACCUAUGUGGUGGGUUGUUUUACUCUUUGAUGUUCUUGCCAAUCGUUGGACUGUCGCAAAUGGUAUCCAAAGAGAGCAAGCUAACGGGCGUACUACUACACAAGGCUAUGAAUAAUGAAUCUAAUGGCGCAUUGAUACGAUCUAUGAUGCUAUUCUCAAGACAGAUCCGUAACAGGUCAGCUAUUAUCGCAUCAAGAAACAUCGUAAUAGAUUGGCCGUUCAUAUUUCAAACUAUAGCGGUUUUGGUGUCCUAUUUGGUGAUUCUGUUGCAAUUUGAUGCGGCUAUACGAUAAAACUCCUACAAAGGUCG
Molecule: messenger RNA, 968 nt
Organism: Anopheles merus
Lineage: Eukaryota; Metazoa; Arthropoda; Insecta; Diptera; Culicidae
Product: gustatory and pheromone receptor 33a-like
Exons: 4
Coding region: 22-951 (309 amino acids)
Biological process (GO): sensory perception of taste
Cellular component (GO): axon; dendrite; neuronal cell body
Source: RefSeq, a predicted model, not a curated record